Molecule: messenger RNA, 2464 nt
Organism: Botrytis cinerea B05.10
Lineage: Eukaryota; Fungi; Ascomycota; Leotiomycetes; Helotiales; Sclerotiniaceae
Exons: 8
Coding region: 549-2300 (583 amino acids)
Molecular function (GO): CoA-ligase activity
Source: RefSeq, a predicted model, not a curated record
GAUAUUUCCGAUGUAUCGGACAAGAGCGUCAGGCAUGAGGAUACAAAAGAUGUAAUCUUGCAUGGCGAGCACAAGGAUGGCUUCACGAACAACACCUGGGGGCGUACGAGUACGAAGUGCAACCUUCGAGCUGUGUCGUGUAGGAGCAAUUGGAAGAUUUCGUACUCAGGGGGGCCUCGGCUUCCGGUCAGUCAGUUACCCGUUCAGUUGCCGUUCAUCUACUUAUAUUGAAGGCAUUCCCCAAACCCCGCAUUUCUUCGCAAGAGUGGCAGUGUUGCACCGGGUACAUCAUACCUAGUCCUCAUUUAUGAUAGAUUGACUCCAACUUCUUCAUGUGGAUUCCCUCUCUCGCUUUGGAAAUAGUCGGCAUUUAUACCCAGCUAUUGUUUCAUCUCUUCCAUCUUCAAUUCAUAUAUACACCCCUUUGAUUCGCUCAUCUGCCAGCGUUUUCUGGUUUCUUUUGCCAAACGGACGAUUGCCUACCAACGGCGCAAGCAUCCUUGCUUCAUUUGAGAGCUUAGAGCCUACCAAAUAAUAAAUCCAUCAUCAUGGUUUUUACGCCUCCAUCAUGGGUUUCCAAUGAUCCAUUGAAUAUACCAGAUGAUAUACCAAUCAGUCAAUUCAUGCUCAAUGAAAAACACGGCAGAAAACCUUUCAAAUCAUCGCGCAAUCCAUUCACAUGCGGAAUCACUGGAAAAACAUACACAGUGUCGGAACAAGCGCAACGGGUAGAACAUUUAGCAAGAGCUUUGUCAAAAGAAUUAGGAUGGCAACCAAAUGCUGGAACGGAAUGGGACAAAGUAAUGGGGAUAUUUUCCCUCAAUAGUAUUGAUUUCAUGACAUUGGCAUAUGCAGUUCAUGAAUUGGGCGGAGUGGCUUCGCCUGCAAAUGCUCAAUAUUCUGCUCCAGAAUUGGAAUUUCAAUUGAAGUCUUCAGGGGCUAAAGCACUUUUUACGUGUAUACCUUUACUCGAGACUGCUUUGCAGGCUGCCAAGGGUGCCGGAAUUAAAAAUGAUAGAAUCUAUAUUUUAGAUUUGCCAGAGAUGUUGACUGGAGGCAAGAAAGUACCAUUCAAGACUGCAGACGAUUUGAUUUCUGCAGGAGAAAAGCUUCCAAAAUUAGAGCCAUUGAGAAUGGAGAAGGGACAAGCAGCUCGACAAACAGCAUAUUUGUGUUAUUCGAGUGGAACUUCAGGGCUACCCAAAGGAGUUAUGAUCAGCCACCAAAAUGUCAUUUCCAAUGUCCUGCAACUCAAAGCAUACGAGGCAAAUUACAGAGAUCAAUGGGAAACAGACACAGAAGUCGGCUUAGGUCUUCUUCCUCUAAGCCAUAUUUAUGGUUUAGUCGUCGUAGCCCAAGGAACAACUUAUCGCGGCGAUGAAAUAAUUGUUCUCCCCAAAUUCGAGCUCAAAUUAUUCCUAAACAGUAUCCAAACCUAUAAAAUCCGAGGUCUCUUUCUCGUCCCUCCCAUUAUUAUCCAACUCGUAAACAAUCAAUCCAUCUGCUCCAAAUAUGACAUUAGUUCCGUUCGAGGUCUUUUCACCGGAGCCGCACCUCUCGGUACAGAAACUGCAGAGGAGCUCCAAAAACUCUAUCCUAAAUGGGUUAUUCAACAAGGCUAUGGCCUAACCGAAACCUCCACCGUCGUAUGCAUGUCCUCAUUCAAAGAUCUCUGGCUCGGCUCAUGCGGCUCCCUUAUCCCCGGCGUGCGCGUAAAAUUAGUCAAUCCAGAAGGUGUCGAAGUCACGGGUCUUAACCAACCAGGUGAAUUGGUCGUCCAAUCCAAAUCCGUCGUUCUCGGCUAUCUCAAUAACGAAAAAGCGAACAACGAGACGUUUCUCCCGGACACAGAUGGAAAUGGUAGAUGGAUGCGCACGGGUGAUGAAGCUGAGAUACGUGUGAGUCCGGCGGGAAAUGAACAUAUUUUCAUCGUGGAUAGGAUUAAGGAACUUAUUAAAGUAAAGGGUCUCCAAGUCGCCCCCGCCGAGCUCGAAUCCCACCUCCUCUCGCACCCCUCCGUCGCGGACUGCGCCGUCAUCCCCGUCCCCGACGCCGCAGCCGGCGAAAUCCCCAAAGCCUACGUUGUGAAAUCCACAUCCGUCGGCAUCGAAGAAAACGACGCCCUGGUUAAGAGAGAUAUCAGUAAAUGGGUGGAGGACCAUAAGGCGAGACAUAAGUGGUUGAAAGGAGGUGUGGAGUUUAUUGAUGUCAUUCCAAAGAGUCCGAGCGGCAAGAUCUUGAGGAGGUUGUUGAGGGAUAGAGAAAAGGAGGCGAGGAGGGCAAAGGGCGCGAAGUUGUAGUUGUGAGGUUGCGGAAAGGAGAGUCAUUGCAGGCAGUAGUAGGAUCUUCGAUAUUGAUUUUGUAUCGAAAGUUCAUCCUACAUGUAUUUUUAGAUUGAACUGGGUUGGAUUGACUAGAAUUGGACUGGAUGAACAAUACAGUUUAAUCAGUACACAUGGCGAUA